Molecule: messenger RNA, 4746 nt
Organism: Paralichthys olivaceus (Japanese flounder)
Lineage: Eukaryota; Metazoa; Chordata; Actinopteri; Pleuronectiformes; Paralichthyidae
Source: RefSeq, a predicted model, not a curated record
AGUGCGUGUGUCGCCACUGAAAGCGGCUGAGGCUCGGAAUAAGAGCUGAGUUGGGAAAAGUUGGGAACAUUCCCCGGACUAUCACAGGGAUCUUCAGAUUCACCACGGGGCUGCUUCCGAGGUCGGAUCUUCACAACAUGGCCCCGACCAACGUCAUCCACAAGUUCUCCUCCGGAGCGGGAUGCAAAUGCCAAUUAGAGUCCGAGCUACGAACAGUGCUGCAGCAAAGGAUUAUGGUCCUGGAUGGCGGGAUGGGAACCAUGGUCCAGCAGCAUAAACUUGAAGAGGAAGAUUUCAGGGGGGACGAACUUAAAGAGCACCCGCUUCCACUGAAGGGCAACAACGACCUUCUCAGCGUCACACAGCCCGAUAUAAUUUACAAAAUACACAAGGAAUACCUGCAAGCCGGUGCGGAUAUCAUAGAGACUAACACAUUCAGCAGCACUUCCAUCGCUCAGGCAGACUAUGGACUGGAACACAUGGCCUAUCGUCUCAACAGGACGUCAGCCGAGCUGGCGAGGAGGGCUGUUGACGAUUUCAUCAAACAAACUGGUUCCAAACGCUACGUGGCCGGGGCAGUGGGUCCCACGAAUAAAACCCUGUCUGUAUCACCGUCUGUGGAGAGACCGGACUUCAGGAACAUCACAUUUGAUGGGUUAGUAGAAGCCUACUCAGAGCAGGUCAGAGGUUUACUGGACGGAGGAGCAGACAUCCUUUUGGUUGAAACCAUCUUCGACACUGCCAAUGCAAAGGCUGCCUUGUUCGCCAUCGACCUGCUGUUUGAAAACAGCUAUGAAAGAAAACCCAUAUUUAUCUCAGGGACUAUUGUUGACCGAAGUGGAAGAACUCUGUCUGGUCAGACAGGAGAGGCCUUUGUAGUGAGUGUAUCUCAUGCUAAACCACUUUGUAUUGGUCUCAACUGUGCCUUGGGAGCGACAGAGAUGAGACCAUUCAUUGAGGCCAUUGGAAAAAGCACCACAGCUUUCAUUGUCUGUUAUCCCAACGCAGGUCUUCCCAACACAUUCGGAGGGUAUGAUGAAACUCCAGAAGUCAUGGCCUCCAGUCUAAAGGUUUUUGCUCAAGAUGGACUGGUAAAUAUUGUGGGAGGCUGUUGUGGGACCACUCCAGGACACAUCAGAGCCAUAUCUGAGGCAGUCAGACACUGCAAGCCAAGAACACCUGCUGCUGACAUUCAUCAAGAUAACUUGCUGCUCUCGGGCUUAGAACCGUUCAGGAUCGGCCCGUACACCAACUUUGUAAACAUUGGAGAACGAUGUAAUGUGGCUGGGUCACGCAAGUUUGCCAAGUUGAUCAUGGCAGGAGACUUUGAGGAGGCGCUAAGCAUUGCCAAGACCCAGGUGGAGAUGGGAGCCCAGGUCCUGGACAUAAACAUGGAUGAAGGGAUGCUGGAGGGCACAACAGCCAUGGCCCGAUUUUGUAACUACAUCGCCUCUGAGCCAGACAUAGCACGGGUUCCUCUGUGCAUUGAUUCGUCCAACUUCUCCGUGAUUGAGGCUGGGUUGAAGUGCUGUCAGGGCAAGUGCAUAGUCAACAGUAUCAGUCUGAAGGAAGGAGAGGAGGAGUUCCUCCAUAGAGCUGCCACUGUGCAGCGCUACGGAGCUGCUGUGGUGGUCAUGGCCUUCGACGAGGAGGGACAGGCCACAGAUACAGACCGCAAAGUGGAGAUUUGCAGUCGGGCCUACAAGCUGCUUGUCAGCAAAGUGGGAUUUGACCCCAACGACAUCAUCUUUGACCCCAACAUCCUGACCAUCGGCACAGGCAUGGAGGAACACAACGAGUAUGCUGUCAACUUCAUCAAGGCUACCAAGCUGAUCAAGGAGACCUUACCAAGAGCCAGGGUGAGCGGAGGUCUGUCCAACCUGUCCUUUUCCUUCAGAGGAAUGGAAGCCAUCAGAGAAGCUAUGCAUGGAGCAUUUCUUUACCAUGCUAUCAAGGAUGGUAUGGAUAUGGGUAUAGUGAAUGCUGGAAACCUGCCAGUGUAUGAUGACAUUGAUAAAGAGCUGCUCCUGCUCUGUGAAAACCUCAUCUGGAACAGGGACACUGAAGCCACUGAGAAGCUCCUGGCCUACACACAAAGCAAUGUGAAAGGAGGGAAGAAGGUGAUUCAGACGGACGAGUGGAGACAAGCAAGUGUGGAGGAGAGGUUGGAGUAUGCUCUUAUCAAGGAUCCCUAUCAGGGAACCAUAGUACUGGCUACAGUGAAGGGAGACGUCCACGAUAUUGGCAAGAACAUCGUAGGUGUGGUGCUAGGUUGUAAUAACUUCAGGGUGAUUGACCUGGGUGUGAUGGUUCCCUGUGAUCAGAUCCUCAAAGAGGCUAUCACACAGAAAGCAGAUAUCAUUGGUUUGUCCGGUCUCAUCACCCCCUCUCUGGAUGAGAUGAUCUAUGUGGCCAAAGAGAUGAACAGACUGGGGAUGACAACACCACUGCUGAUUGGUGGAGCCACCACAUCAAAGACGCACACGGCUGUGAAGAUCGCCCCUCGCUACAGUUGUCCUGUUAUCCACGUUCUGGACGCCUCCAGGAGUGUGGUGGUGUGUUCCCAGUUGCUGGAUGAGACUCUGAAGGAGGAGUACUUUGAUGACCUGAAAGAAGAGUAUGAGGAUGUCAGGCAGGACCACUACGACUCUCUGAAGGAUCGCAGGUAUCUGUCUCUUUCUCAGGCCAGAGACAAGGCGUUGCGUAUAGACUGGUCCUCUCUGCCCAGACCAGUGCGUCCUCAGUUCCUCGGCACCCGCGUGUUUGAGUGGUACGACCUGAACAGUUUGCUGGACUUUAUCGACUGGAAGCCUUUCUUUGACGUGUGGCAACUCAGAGGAAAAUACCCCAACAGAGGUUACCCCAAGAUCUUCAAAGACAAGACUGUUGGUUUGGAGGCUCGUCGAGUCUUCGACGAGGCCCAGCAGCUGCUCAAUCAGAUGAUUGACAGCGGCAGUCUGAAGGGGCGGGGUUUGGUGGGUUUCUGGCGAGCUCAGAGUGACGGAGACGACAUCAAUGUGUACAAAGAAGAUGUCGCGGUGCACAGAGACACCAAACCCAUUGCCAAAUUCCAUGGCUUAAGGCAACAGGUGGAGAAGGACAGCUCCAGCUCAGAGCCCUUUUUGUGUGUGUCUGACUUUGUGGCCCCUGUAGACAGCGGUGUAGCAGACUACAUCGGUGUGUUUGCUGUGAGUGUGUUUGGAGCUGAGGAGCUGAGUCAGCAGUUCCAGGCUCAGGGAGACGACUACAACAGCAUCAUGGUCAAAGCUCUGGCUGACCGCCUGGCUGAGGCAUUUGCUGAGGAGCUCCAUGCUCGCGUGCGCAAGGAGCUGUGGGGCUAUUGUGCUGAUGAAGCUCUGCAGGCCACGGACCUCCACAGAAUUCGCUACCAGGGCAUCAGACCUGCAGCUGGCUACCCCAGCCAGCCUGACCACACUGAGAAGACCACCAUGUGGAGCCUGGCAGACAUACAGGACAAGACCGGUAUUGGUCUGACAGAGUCCCUGGCCAUGACGCCUGCUGCUUCAGUGUCGGGCCUUUACUUCUCCAACCCUCGGGCCUCAUACUUCGCCGUGGGAAAGAUCACCAAGGAGCAGGUGGUGGACUAUGCCAGGAGGAAAGAGAUGAGUGUGGAGGAGGUGGAGAAGUGGCUGUCUCCUAUCCUGGGGUAUGACAGUGCAGCGUAGAUUGCGGCCACACCCGCAGUCAGCUCGAGCACAGAGGGGUCAGAGCAGGGAUCUAGUCCUACCACUGUAUCUCAUACAGGUUCUAACUGUGACUGCGUAUACAUUGACAUUCACUGGCAUGUGUACUGCACAAACACACCAGGCUGUAUCAUUUCACUACAUAUUUCAAGCUGUCCUCUGUGCCAACAGGUUAUGACAAUCUUAAACUCCCCUCACAGUUAUUUUGCUCAUUGUUGAUAGCAUUAAUGUUUUCUCUCCUUGUCCUGACCUGAUGUCAGUGAAGCUCAGUGCUAUUAUGAGUCCUGACUUUCUGUGAUACUUUUUACAUUUAUCUUAAAUAGUUCAACAUUUUUAGACUUUUAUCUGAGAUGAGAAGAGAAAACAGCCUUGUUUAACAAAACAACAGGUAAAUAAUUUUUCAUUGAAAUCAGGAUAUAUCUGUCUGCUCAAAGAAUAAUACUGUGAAUCUGUUGUUACGUUCACGGCCAAAUUUCAGUGCGUGACGUUUUUAUACUAAGUGGUACGGACCAAUUCAUCUGUUACUUGAAAAGCAUCGAUGUCAGCAGCUUAAAGUAGAAAUAAAUGUUGCGUCGAAUGUAAGCUUAAAAAGAUUUACUGACAGUACAACCAAACAAGAAAGGCUGGACAAAUAGUUCAUGAAUAUGAUCGAGUUCACAAACGUUUUAGAUUUGUAUGUGAAAGAGAAAGUUUAGGUCUUUGCAUACAGAUUGUAUUUAUUUCAGGUUUUAAUCUCUUUGUUUUCAUUGUCUUAAGUCAGCAUUUCAUUCACAAGUACAAGUUUCACAUCUACAUCCAACGUAUUGUUGUUAUCAUGUUUUAUCAGUGAUGAUUAGUGGACUAUCCAUAUCGGUUUUAUUCAAGGAUCCUGAAACAUUUCCAUGUUACAAAAUAAAAAUUAAAAAAAAGAAUCUGCAUUUCACAUGUCUUAAAAGCCCUAAUGUGCUGUAGCAGAUGUUCUCAGUCUGUGUGAAACUGUUUUACUUUCUUAAUUAGAAAAAAGCAGAUACUACAUGACAGUAUUAUUUUAUGAAAAAUAAAU